AUGGCUAACGCUAGCAAGAAAAUCCUUGUACUUGGAAGUGGCAUGGUGGCACCACCAUGCCUGGAAUAUCUGUCUCGCAACCCGAUCAACAACCUUACUGUUGCAUGUCGAACGCUAGAAUCGGCUCAGAAGCUCGCUGCUGACUUUCCUCGUACUACUGCCAUCGCUCUGGAUGUUGCCUCUGAAGCGGCUCUCGAAGAGCAAGUAGCGGCACAUGACGUGGUCAUCUCACUCAUCCCUUACAUACACCAUUCAACAGUCAUCAAGGCCGCCCUCAAGGGUAGCACACAAGUCGUUACGACAAGUUACAUCUCAGAUGCCAUACGGAAACUUGACGAAGACGCCAAGAAGGCCGGCAUCACUGUCUUGAAUGAAGUUGGCGUAGACCCCGGCGUAGACCACCUCUAUGCUAUUAAGAAGAUCGACGAUGUUCACGAAAAGGGCGGUAAAGUUCUCGAAUUCUAUUUAUACUGUGGCGGGCUUCCCGACCCAGAAUGCGUCGACAAUCCCCUUGGCUUCAAGUUCUCGUGGUCUCCGCGAGGUGCGCUUCUUUCGCAGUGCAAUUCUGCACGAUUCCUUAGGGACAACAAAGUGCAGGAGAUCUCUUCCGAGAACCUCAUGAUGUCGGCAACAUCUUACUACGUCAUGGACGGCUAUGACUUCGUGGCUUAUCCUAACCGCGACUCAGUGCCAUCCCGAGACUUCUAUGGUAUUCCGGAAGCUCAUACAGUCAUCCGCGGUUCGCUCCGAUACAAAGGAAACCCAGCCUUCGUGCAAGCGUUGGCUAAUCUGGGUUGGCUUGACCGGGACAAGAAGGAUUGGCUGAAGGACGGCAUGACGUGGGCGGAGAUGCAGCAAACUGGGAUUGCUGCAUCUGGCACGGACGCAAACUCUCUCAUCUCCCGCAUCAAGCAAGUUGCGCGCUUCGCCGACGAGGCUGAAGGAGAGCGCAUCAUUGACGGAAUGAAGUGGAUAGGCAUUCUUUCCACGGAGAGCGCCACCAUCAUCGGAGGAAACCUCCUUGACACCCUUUGCAGAAGGCUGGAGAAGCUCAUGAGCUAUGGUCCGGGUGAACGCGACAUGGUCAUGCUCCCAGAGUUGCUAUCAGUCAGUUCAGUCAGUCCGGAGCUCUCUGGACUGACUGAAUUGACGUCCUGA
This is a messenger RNA of Pyrenophora tritici-repentis Pt-1C-BFP, 1158 nucleotides long. RefSeq names its product LYS9, Saccharopine dehydrogenase. The record is from RefSeq and is a predicted model, not a curated record. Gene Ontology annotation, molecular function: saccharopine dehydrogenase activity. Gene Ontology annotation, cellular component: cytoplasm. NCBI's taxonomy places the organism in Eukaryota, Fungi, Ascomycota, Dothideomycetes, Pleosporales, Pleosporaceae.